Molecule: messenger RNA, 1170 nt
Organism: Cladocopium goreaui
Lineage: Eukaryota; Dinophyceae; Suessiales; Symbiodiniaceae
Source: the annotation of a GenBank genome assembly
AUGUCUAAUGCACAUUCCCACAGAUGUGAGGAGAAUCAUCAUGACUUUCUAGACCUUUGCAGGAGUUUAGGGCUCUUUGUGAUUCCGACGUUCGACCUCAAGUACUUCUUUCAGGAAAGCUGGUUGAUGCGAGACUCACUGGAGAGGGAAAAGGAAAUGCUGAAGCAUUUCGACAAUCUGCUCCUGAGUGUACGAAGCACUGAUCCAAUUCUGGCAUGGACAGUAAACUACGCCUUGCCCCUGAACGAGACCAUUCGACAAACGCCGAUGGACUCUUGGCAAGCAGAUGACGCAAGGCGCCAAGUCUACUUUUCCAUGGUGGCUGCUUUGAGGAAAGGACAUUAUCGGCGUGAGUGGCAGGACUCCAAAAACUUUCGGCGUCCAUUCCUCCUUCCGGUGGAUUUGGAUUCCCGAAGAUCAAAGCUCGAUGUGGCGUGGUAUAUGGCACUCGCCGAAGCAGCCUGGGCACCAUGGCCCACGGAUAUCAAGGACACUGAGGAUCUCAAGACCUUGCAACAGUUCGGAGCUUUUGACGGUUGGAUUGGCUACACCACCCCUUCAACAUCACACUUGGGUAGAGCCGAGACCAGUGAUCAGGCCAACGUUAUGACAUCCGCUGCCGGAGACCUUUCGCAGAAGCCCCCGAAUGUGAAGUCUGAAUUUCCGAAUUGCCUGAAGGAAGAAAGUGGAGUAGGUUGCAACUACAGAAGCCAAAAGAUCAAGAUCCUUCAGUUUGGCUUCAGCGCGUUGCAGCCUUCCGAAGCCACGUAUUUGAAAAUGGAGGUGAACGCAGAUACACAACAGAGCGCACUGAGAGAGGUUUGGCAGAACCGCAUUGGAGAGAAGAACUAUCACUGCACCUUGGGAGGUGUAGUCAUCGACCAAUGGGCGGAUGAUUGGGACCGCUGUGCAGCCCAGCGCGGAUUGCCCUCGAAUCCUUUUUCUCAGAACAUUGGUGGCAUUUGUGAUGAUGUUGCGAGCGACAAGCGCUGUCACCUCGAGUGGUAUGGUCUUAACGCACAAUAUGACUCCUUCGGGACUCACUGCAUCGAUGUCCGCUUCUUGUCUUUCGGAGGUGAAAGUUGGAAAGGCUUCCGCUUUGAGGAUGGGGUGGCCGACCAGGAGCUGGAAUCAAACGAAUUGCUGAAGGACGCAGGAAUUGACCUGUGA